AUGAGCAGAUACGCAGGAAUCGUGCAUCGCUCCCCGGACCAACAUCUUCUGCAUCUACCGCUUCAAGAAGUCGAUGUGAGAGUAUGGAUGGUUGACGUUUCGGCGAGGGUGGUGCUCUCACAAGUAUUCGAGAAUGUAUCAGAAAACCCUACCAGUCGGGCCAAAUAUGUAUUCCCUCUUCCAGCGAGUUCUGCCGCUUGUGCUUUUGAACUCGAACAUGCCGAUGGUCGGGUUAUAGUUGGUGUCGUGAAGGAGAAGUCAGAAGCUGCAGAAGCCUUCCAGAGUGCAUUGGAUGCCGGAAAGACUGCAGGGCUUGUAGAAUGGGUGACAGACGACAUAUUCACGAUCUCAAUUGGUUCGAUUCCCGCCCGGCAGAAGGUUACGGCAAGGUUGACAUUCGUAAUGGAUCUUUUGGAUGAGGGAAGGCGAGACCAUGUCCGUCUACAGCUUCCAAUGGCUGUUGCUGAACGAUACGGCGAACCACCAGCAGCCAUGCUCGAUGCGUCCGCAGCUGAUGAAAGGACACGUGUUAAAAUCGCCGUGGAUGUUCAAACCAGUGAUACUAUACAGGAUAUACGCAGCCCUACUCAUCCGACGAUCACUCGCAUGCGUUACAAGACCCGUACCGGAAGAAAGUCUGAACGACGGAUGUCCGUAACAUGGUCGUCUGCGACAUUCCUAUAUGAAGACUUCGUGCUGACGGUGCAUGCUCUUGGACUCGACAAGCCUCGGUGUUUUGCGGAAGUCGAUCCCCAGCAUGCGGAUACAAUUGCUAUGCAGCUCUCAUUUGUACCGAAGUUCAAGAUGCCUCGCGUAGUUUCGCAAGAGUACAUCUUCGUUGUUGAUCGCAGCACGAGCAUGAGGGGAGCCCCAAUGGAGACCGCUAAGCACACGCUAGAAAUGCUUAUUCACCUAUUGCCAGACUCACAUACGACUUUCAAUAUCUUUACCUUCGCGGGCGAGGUUGAUUGUAUGUGGGAGACAAGUGUGCCUUUCAACGAAGUGACCAUGCAGGAUGCGAUCUCCAAUAUACAUGUCAUACAGGCCAACUAUAGCGGAACAGAAAUUGCGAAGGCCCUGGAGUUUGCUGUUGCGUCACGUGAUCAUGAUCGCCCAACUGCGAUGUUCGUCCUCACUGACGGGGACAUACACCCUUCCGCAGACCUCGACCCAUUCACAGUCGUCUCUACGGCUGUGAAUAGCUGCAGGCCCAACGGACCCUUGAGGGUAUUCACCCUCGGGAUUGGUGAAUAUGUGUCAUCAGCCAUGUGUGAGCGCCUUGCUCGUGAGGGUGGAGGUGAAUGUCUGUUCGCCGUUCAAGCCGAGGACAUCACAGAGAAGUGUGCCAGGCUUCUGAAUGCCGGUCAGACACGCGUGAUCGAGAGUGUCACAGUUGAUUGGCACGGUUCGGGAACUCCGCCAGCUGUCAACUUCUCACCCUCGAGUCGCCAUCACCCGCUUCCGGCUAGUGUUGUGCAGCUGGAGCCGCCUCCUCCGAUGCAGCAGGUCCCGCAUACAAUCACAAAGAUAUUCCCUGGGAUGCGCUUCAAUGUCUUUGCGAUCACCACUUUUAGAUCGGUUCCUCGUGAGGUGAGGUUGCGUGCCAAGGUUGAAGGUUUGGCAGAGGUUCUCGAACUCGUGGUGCCUGUCACGACGGUGAAACCAUUCAAGGACGAGUGGUCGUCCAUACCACUCCUACAUAAUUUAGCAGCACGAGAACUGAUGAAGCACUUGGCAGAGGGUAGGGCGCCACUUCCCAAACCUAUGGCACCUGCUUCAGACGAGGAAGUUCGAAAAGCGGCGAUCGUUCGUUUAGGACUUGAGUACCAACUUGUGAGCCAGCACACAUCCUUUGUUGCUAUAGCGUUCGGACGAGAGACAGAAAGGAGCCGGCUGCGCCGGUCAACGUCGUGGCAAAGGUCUCGGCGGCAGCAUGGCAACACUAGUGUCACUGUAGACGCUGUUGAUGGGGAUGCUCCACGAACAGAUGGAUCCACCGUGCAGACCGUUUUGGACAGCUUGUCUCAGGCGGUUUCUGCGGUGUUCAGCUUCUUCUUUCCAGAUACUCCCCCGACAACCCGAAGACGCCAGGGACCACUUCCUGGCACAUAUUAUUCUGCUGCACCAUCCCGCUCAGGCUCGACAUUGAGUCAGAGUGAACGUUCAUUCACACACGACAACUCGAGUACAGAUACGUUCUCUACACUGAGUUCAUUGGAAGGCUCUUCCACUAGUUCUCGAUGGACCUACUCUCGGUCGUCCAGCCCCGUACUUCCCCCAGAAGAUCCAAUCGAACGCGUCCCAUCGCCAGUCUUCGAUUCUAUCACACCAGGGGCACAACAAUCGGGACAUGCAGCACACCUUAUAUUUAUCCCCACCCCUCCCCCAGCACCCGUACCUAAGGAAGCGUACGCUCUCAUCUCGCUACAGAGCUACGACGGCUCGUUCACGCCGUCUCCUCAAUUGGGGGCGCUUGUGGGCGUGGAAACGCUGGCCAAGGCGGCGGAACUGCAAGGUCGACGGGAAUAUAUGGGCGACUGCGGUCGUUGUGGCGUACCUGAAGUAUCAUCUGGUUUCGCAACCGGAUUUGUUGGAUGCGCUGCUGAACAAAGCUCUGGAGUAUGUUAAGGGAAGGGGUGCGGGUUUACUGGUUGGACGAGAUUUUUUCGACUUUGUGGAGAUUGCGGGGAAGUCUGUGGGUUCGCGCUGAGUUCAUCAAUGCGGUGUGAUGAUACGAUUGUUUUGUUAAGUCUAGAAAGCUGGUGCCCGUUUUCUUGUGUUCAACGAGAACUUCAUGAUUUCGAUGGGAUCACACGAUGUCACCUGGUUUCGCAAAAGUGCCUAUGGUGGAGAAGUGCGGAUAUAGGUGUAGCAUCUGGCGACUCCAUUGCGAAAGAAGGUCGUCGAAAAACCUGAAAGGCCUGACUGCCCUGUCUGGACCUUGACCUCCCUUUCUGACAUGUAAUUUCUCCACGCAUCCUCCAAUCAAUGGAUGAGAGACCCCCGAGCUCGGCUUUCUGAGCGAUUAGGUUAGGUUAGG
Molecule: messenger RNA, 3040 nt
Organism: Suillus paluster
Lineage: Eukaryota; Fungi; Basidiomycota; Agaricomycetes; Boletales; Suillaceae
Exons: 6
Coding region: 1-2628 (875 amino acids)
Source: RefSeq, a predicted model, not a curated record